CUUAUUGUCGUAUCUAUUAUUUUAUUUUAUUUUAUUUUAUUUUAUCCCGAAUAUAAAAAAUAUUUUUGGAGCAGACAAAAUGGAUUCUAUCAACGAUAAAACGAUUGUUCAACAAUCUAGAGAGUCAUCCACUGUUGAUGAAGAGAUCAUCACUCAGCUUACUUUGGCAGGGUUAAAAGUAUUGAUGGUUCGAAAGCGCGAUCAGAUCAUCUAUAAAUUAUCAGAUAAUAUGCAAGUAUCCUCCAUAGGAGAAGAACAAAGACAACAGUUAAUAAAGGAAAUACAAACACUACAUCAAGCAACUAUGGAUGCUGCUCAACAACAACAACAAUAUACAAGUGAAGUAAAGCCUAUUGCACCUAAACAUGAUGCCCUUUCUUCACUAGAUACACCACCACAACCUACAGCAGCUGAGGCAGAUGCCAUUAAAGAAACAGCACGUAAAUUAAGAGAAGAAUUAGAACAACAACAACAACAACAACAUAUGAUGCGUACUGCUUCUUAUGAUAGUAGCAGUCCUAGUUCUCCACAAGACACUAACUGGAAAAUACUCUAA
Messenger RNA from Gilbertella persicaria, 556 nucleotides. RefSeq lists its product as uncharacterized. Bases 80 to 556 code for a protein of 158 amino acids. The transcript has 3 exons. NCBI's taxonomy places the organism in Eukaryota, Fungi, Mucoromycota, Mucoromycetes, Mucorales, Choanephoraceae. The record is from RefSeq and is a predicted model, not a curated record.